This is a messenger RNA of Kickxella alabastrina, 868 nucleotides long. RefSeq lists its product as uncharacterized. The transcript has 4 exons. The annotation marks the transcript as partial. Gene Ontology annotation, biological process: intracellular sterol transport. Lineage: Eukaryota; Fungi; Kickxellomycota; Kickxellomycetes; Kickxellales; Kickxellaceae. Gene Ontology annotation, cellular component: mitochondrion; cortical endoplasmic reticulum; endoplasmic reticulum-plasma membrane contact site. Gene Ontology annotation, molecular function: sterol transfer activity; sterol binding. The record is from RefSeq and is a predicted model, not a curated record.
CUCUCGGGUUCGCCAUCGGCCCAAAUCAACCAUGGUCGAGGACACCUUCCGCAUAGUCAAGCGGACUUUGACCAAUGCGUGUCCGUGAGAACUCCCAAUGUGCCUUCAGGGACUGCGUUUUGUGUUAAAAUUCGGCAUUGUCUUUCGUGGACUGCUGGGCCCAGCAAUGAGCCGCCCGGUGGCUGGUCGCACUACCGGAUGACGUUUGAGGUCGAGUGGACUAAGAGCUCGUGGAUCAAGAAUGCGAUUGAAAGGGGGUCGAAUGAUUCGAAUAAGCAGGCGGGCGAGGCCUUGGAGAAGUUCAUCAGGGAGUGGAUCGCGAAGCAUCCGGAUAUGGAGGUCAAGGCUAGAGCCGGAAUAGUGCCUGCCACCAACGGAGGAUCCAGUGGAGCGGCGGCAGCGAAUAAAAAGGGCAAGGCGCAUAAGAGAGGCAGCAGGAAGCGGAUGGAGAGUCCCAGGGGGCUGCGCAUGGAAGAGCUCGUGGUGGCUGUGGAUAAGGGAUUGAACACUGCGACUGCGUCUGAACCAUCCAAUCUGUUGAGGAAAAGUAGUCAGCGGCACACAACUAAUUCUACUACCGGUGCCGAUAUCAACGCUGCUGUUGCUGCUGCUGCUGGUGGUGGUGGUGGUGGUAGUUCAAAGGCGACUGAAUCUCGGGUUUCGGCCGCGUCGGCAGCGGCAACCAGCAUCCUGGGUGGCUUGCGCGAUCUUUCCGCGGUGCAUGUCCUGUUCAGCUGGUCCUUGCCAUAUUCAUCCUCGGACAAUGUGUUUGCCGAGGUACGUGAGCUGCGUGCGAGCGUAGACCGACUGCAACCGCUAGACUGAAAUCUCUUUGAAAUCAAUGCAUUUAAGAACAAAAUAAAAAAUA